AUGCCUGUUCGAACACUUUCAUAUAUUGCUACUGUAUCUGCUGCCAGUGCCUAUUACUACUUUCAGCAUUCAGAUCAAGACAGAAAACACUCAAUCAUUGGCCCUACAUCUACUCAGUUACAGGAUGAGCAUAAUCGCGUUGCUGUUCAAGCCAGAUCCACUCCAGAAAUCUUAUUGGGCUUGUUCGUUUAUAAGUUAUGCACUUUUCCUUGGAUCGCCGAUACUGCUCCUUAUGUUCUUCGAUUGGCUGAAGCAUGUCAUUUACAAGCACCUGUCUAUUGGUUUAUCAAACAUACGUUCUUUAAUCAGUUUUGUGGUGGAGAAACAGCUGAAGAAUGUGUGGCUACUAUGAACCGGCUAUCACAAUCCAACAUUAACUGUAUUCUUGACCUCAGCAUUGAAUCCGACCUGCCUCCUCCUUCUAAAGACAAUGCUGGCAAAUAUGCUCAACAAGAACACAAUGCAGAUCUCACUUUAGACAUGAUAAAGACAUGCCUCAAGACUGCUUCUCAAUCUUCAUUGAAUGAUGCUUUUGCUGCAAUUAAAUUGACUGCAUUAGCUCCACCUGAAUUACUCUUACGCUUAAAUCAGGUCAUGUAUUUUCUAGAUAAGGCGUUUGAAAAGUAUCAAGUGGACGGUCGUAUUGGUCGUAAUGGUGUUGAGUAUGUUACUUCUCAUAUUUGCCCUGCUCCUCAUACAAAACAACAAGAACAAGAACGUAACCAAAUCUUGUCUCGAUUCACCGAUCAAAAAUACACGUUGGACUAUGUUGAAUAUACUAAACUAUUUAAUCUGAACGGAAUGGGAUAUAAAGUUUGGUGGGAAACAGAUAGUGACAAGACAGAAAAAGAUGUGUAUCUUACGCUAGAGGAUCUACAUGCUUAUGGCCGCAUGCUUCAUCGAUUGGAUCAAGUAUGUCAACUUGCUCAAGAUAAAGGUGUGGGGAUUAUGGUGGAUGCCGAACAAUCUUAUUUUCAAGAAGCCAUUGAUCAUGUAGCGAUGAACCUUCAAGAGAAAUAUAACCGUCGAGACGAUAUGGAUCAUUCUCCCACUGUUUAUAAUACUUAUCAAAUGUAUACAAAAGCAGCUCAAAAGAAACUAGAGCGUGAUUUUGAAAGGGCUGAGCGAGGCAAUUUUGCUUUUGCUGUUAAACUUGUGCGUGGUGCUUAUAUGAUCUCAGAACGCAAACGUGCAGAGCAAUUGAACUAUGAAUCUCCUAUUCACAAUACGAUUGAAGACACACAUCAUUCUUAUAACAAUGGUAUCCGAUUCUUACUCGGUAGAUUGCAACACUAUCAAGAGACAGCGGGUCAACCUUUGACUGCCUCCACUGCUCCUGUCGUUUUCAUGGUUGCUAGUCAUAAUAGAGAAUCCACCAUUUUGACCGUAGAGGAAAUGGAACAGCACCACGUUUCACCUGGAUCUGGUGUUGUCCACUUUGGUCAAUUGUUUGGUAUGCAAGAUCAAAUCACUUACACGCUAGGCAAAAAUGGCUACUCGGUGUACAAAUACUUGCCUUAUGGUAGGAUAGAUCAGGUCAUUCCUUAUCUACUACGUCGCGCUCAAGAAAAUUCAUCUGUACUAGGUGGCGUCAAUAAAGAACUUGCUCUGAUGUGGCAAGAACUCAAAUAUCGAUUGGCUGGCCUUAUCACAACAACUCAAAGUCUAGAUGGUAAUUCGAAUGGUGACAAUACCAUUUCUACCGAGACUGCUUAA
Molecule: messenger RNA, 1716 nt
Organism: Gilbertella persicaria
Lineage: Eukaryota; Fungi; Mucoromycota; Mucoromycetes; Mucorales; Choanephoraceae
Product: FAD-linked oxidoreductase-like protein
Exons: 3
Coding region: 1-1716 (571 amino acids)
Cellular component (GO): mitochondrion
Molecular function (GO): proline dehydrogenase activity; FAD binding
Source: RefSeq, a predicted model, not a curated record